Messenger RNA from Anthostomella pinea, 1731 nucleotides. The record is from the annotation of a GenBank genome assembly. Lineage: Eukaryota; Fungi; Ascomycota; Sordariomycetes; Xylariales; Xylariaceae.
AUGCCUUCUAAAGCCGAAGGACUGGUCCUCACGGUGGACCCGAAUGUCAUUCACAAGGUCGACACAAACAACCACCAGAACCUGUUCAGCCUGUGGAAUGUCUUUUCCAGAUGCGCCGAGUCGGUUGAACAGGGCCGAAGGUUGGAGAACCUGAGCUGGCGAUUGUGGAACAGAGAAACCUUCUGCACAAAGCCAAUGCCCGCCACUGCUGCCACUGCACUUCCCAAAGACAUCCCCGAACCUCAACAACAGCACAUACCAGAAGUCCCUCAGCUAUCUGGAAGUGUCGACUCCAUUGCUGAUGAGGAGGCCAUCGAGUUCACAUCCGAGACCGACCCGAGGGAGAUCGACCGGCCCCGAAUCGUUCGACAAGAUUCAUGCGCCAGCAGUCGGAGUAGAGGUCGUGAACUUCACAUCACUUCAGACCACCUCGAAAAGAUGGUUGUCACCAUCAUCAAAGAGAAGGAGCCGAACCUAUCACCUCUGCCACAGAUCAGCUCCCCUUCCAUCGAACCACAAAGCGAUCACUCAGACUCCCCAUGCUCAGAGGUAGAACACCAGACGACGCUCGCUACUGAGUCUGCGUUCUGUGGAUCUUCAGCCGUUGCAUCACAUGCAUCCGCCAAGUCUGAUUCAAGCGAAGCGUCUCCUGCUAGCAUUGUCGUUCGUGGCUUCUCGCCAUCGCAGAUCCCAACUCUACGGGUGCCCCGCGAGUCCAAGUCCUUGGCCCCUGACGCCAUCCCCGAGCCUCAGUCGUCUCCUGCCCCCAAGCCAGUGCAGCCUAAGAAGCAGCCUGCGAAGUUUGCGCUGGGCGGGUCUUCCGAUGAGUCGUCUCCCCAGAGCUUAGAGAUCCGUCAGCCAGUGCCUCCACCUAAGAAGAAGAUGUUUGCGCUUGGCGGCUCAUCAGGUUCUGGCGAAGAUAAUAGCCCGUCGUUGAAGAGUGCCAUGCACUCGUCACGACCGAGCUCCUUGCUCAAAGCGCAGAAGAAACAGACGUCCUUCAGCAACCAGGUCACAAUGCGAACCAUCCCGACUAGCGAUCAAUCAGACAGCUACAUGGACGAGAGUGCGAUCGACGACGACGAGGAUGACUCGGAGUGGGAGGACUCGAUCGAGGAGAGCGGCAAGUCGAGCGUGGAUGAUCCGAUGACAUUCAAGCGGGUACCUUCAAAGACCAACCUCACCUCUCGAAGGUCUCUCAUCAGCCUCAUGUUCGCCGGACAAGAGGAGCGAUCUAAAGGUCUCAGCAACUACGCCUCACAAUCUACGCCAGCCAUCCAGCAGCGUGCGCGUCACUUGCAGAACUCACCCAAGGCGGCUUCUCCGAGCGACUCAGACGACAAUGGGCUGGAGAUGCGAAGGGGUCUACGUCCCACGCCAUUGAAGCCCAUCAAUGAGAUCCCUCGCUCCGGGGCUCAGCCCAUCGUGACGAACGCGCAGACCCACCACCACCAGCAAACUGCUCUGUCUCCUCGCACGACCAGGCGGAAUAUGCUUUCCACCGAAUUAACCGAGUCGCUCAGACGUCAACUCCUGUGGGAGCGCCAGCAAAAGACUUCGACCGCUAAUGCCGUUCUGAAGAGGCGCCAUACGUCCCACGACGUAGCCAACCUGAAGCAAUACCCCGAGAAGGCUUAUAUGAACAAGGCCAAGGAAGAGGUCAAUCCUAGCAGCUGGAACCAAUAUAUACGAGAAGACGAAAACCGUGGAUACCAUGCUCAGGGCUGGUAG